AUGGACAGCAGUGACGAGGAGGACAACACUCCGUACUACCUCGAGCGCCGAGAGACCCUCACGGCAGAACUGAGAUCGCAUCCUUACGAUUUGAUUCUAUACCUCGAACGAGCCCAGAUAUACAGCGAGCUGGGCUAUCCGGACCUGAGUGCGGGCGACGCCUAUCGCGCCCUUCUUCUUCAUGAUGAGUGUGCGACCGAGGAGUUCGAGUACCACGAGCAGGCCACCGAGGCUUUACAGGAGUGGUGUGCGGACGGUCCAGGAGGAACAUGGCAGUUGCCUGCCGUGCUGAGAUCGAAGGGGGGUGUUCACCAGUUGGUGAGCCAGGUCGAGCGAGUCGAUCUCAAUCCAGAUCCCAAGCUCACGGUUGCGAAGCAGCAAUCGAAUGGUGUUUCCAAUGGCGUGGCAAAUGGAGAGCUGGACGGAGAGGGAAAUGUGAUGGAAGUCAGGAUGGAGAAAGUUUUGAAAAACGCCUCGUUACGAUGCUACCGAAACCUCUCGAUAAGCCUCCUACUCUGCGGAUGUCUGAAGAGCUCAUACGAUUUCUGCCAGCGAGGCUUGACCGUCAACCCAGGAGACGAGGAACUGGAACAAGCAAAGGAAUACAUACAAUUGAUCGCCAAGAGGAGGUUAAAGGUUAAAGAAUUGGAUUACAGCCAGCUCCCUGAUCAAGGACUGGUGAGGAGAGAGAUAUACCCAUGGAACGACCACGAGCCAGAUCGAUACUCAGCAGAGACGCUGGCCUUUCUCAACAAGGAAUUGGCAAAAUGCGCACCAAAGUGUGAAGCUAAAGUGACGGAAUUGCCAAUUCUUUUCCACAAUUAUAAUAAUAGCGACAAUUAUGGCACAACACCUACCAUGAGCCAGCUUGGAUUGUUCGCCAAAGAAGAUAUAGAACCUGGAGAGGAAAUCCUGGAUGAAUUCUCACUUCUUGCUGCCAAUAACGUACUGAAAGACGCUCUAUGCGACGCGUGUAGCUCAGCACUUCCACCUCUGACGGUAGAUAGCGAGGUCGUAGCAUGUCCUGACUGCGACGAUAUCAUGUUCUGCAAUUCCGAUUGUUUCGAGCGAGCACAAGCUUCCUACCACCCCGCCGUCUGCGAAAAAGACAUCGACACCGUAGCCAAAGACCCCGACCCAAAAGAAAAACCAUUCGCACUCUACCUUCUUCUUCUAGGCCGCGCUCUCGCCAUGGCAGUGACUCAAGAAACCCAUCCCCUCGACCUUACCGAAGUAAAAUACAUUUGGGGCGACUUCCUCCCCAGCUCUCAAAACGCCAUCCCGCUACCCCCCGACUCAGAACCCCCUCCCAUCUGGACGCUCCCCUUCUCUUUCUCCUCUAACAUUGCCGGCCCGCUCCACCUUCUCGAGAAAAUGGACAUCGACAUUUUCCAAAAUCUAGACCACUACGAUUUAUGGGUCUUCAACACCCUCUACGCCAAGUUCCGCGGCACCGCCUCGGCACGCGUCAACCAUCGAACGGGUCACCCCGAAGUCGCGGCCGUUCAUCCGCUCUGGUGUCUCGCGAACCAUGAUUGUGAUCCGAACGUGCAGUGGGAGUGGGGUGCGCGCAUGCGCUUCUGGUGUCGUGAGAAGAGGAUUGAUGGGUCGAAGGGCGGGGUUAAAAAGGGUGAGGAAAUCCUGAACCAUUACACGGAUGUGGAGCUGGGUGUCAAGGAGCGCCGCGAGUGGGCGAAGGGCAGUCUGGGUGGGUUUUGUAUGUGUGAGAGGUGUAAGCGGGAGGCGGGCGAGGCGAUUGAGAGGGCGGAUGGGAGUGGGCAGAAGGAGUCGUAG
Messenger RNA from Glarea lozoyensis ATCC 20868, 1794 nucleotides. RefSeq names its product SET. Gene Ontology annotation, molecular function: protein binding. Lineage: Eukaryota; Fungi; Ascomycota; Leotiomycetes; Helotiales; Helotiaceae. The coding region runs from base 1 to 1794 and encodes 597 amino acids. Gene Ontology annotation, cellular component: nucleus. The transcript has a single exon. The record is from RefSeq and is a predicted model, not a curated record.